Messenger RNA from Rasamsonia emersonii CBS 393.64, 945 nucleotides. RefSeq lists its product as uncharacterized. The coding region runs from base 1 to 945 and encodes 314 amino acids. Lineage: Eukaryota; Fungi; Ascomycota; Eurotiomycetes; Eurotiales; Trichocomaceae. The transcript has a single exon. The record is from RefSeq and is a predicted model, not a curated record.
AUGACCGAAGUCAACAUUCUUUUCCACAAUCAUCUGCCAGAACCCAGGAGACAAACCGAAGCACCGCUGACGCUGGUGUCGGUUUGGUACGGACGGACAUUGAAUAUUCAUAUCGACCUCGUCCACAGACCCGUGGACGCCGAGACUGACUUUGUUGUUCAGGGUUUCAGAGCACAGGACCCUCAGAACCCUUCCUUGAUCAACUGGGAAUCGACGACCGUAUAUCGCUGCGUCCUCCCCUCGUUUGGUCCUCCAAAUCAGUGGGCUCUGAUCCAACAGGAGCUCGCCGUGCGCAGACUUGUCGAACAAGAACCCUCGCCGCCCGAGGUCGUUCAGUAUCCCUUCCAGGAGAACCAGAGCAGAGGGCGUUCCCUUUCGGCGCCACCAGUCAUCCGUCAGCCAGAACAGACUGGCACCGUCGAGCGCCUUGUUCUCUCCGAGUCAGGUCAAGCUGGUGGAUCGGCUGCGUUCGAUCCUCGCGUCUACGCCUUGCCCCUGACACAAACGGCUCGUCUGGAUCAUUUGAACGAAAGGAUUGAGCAAUCCAUUCCUCAAGACCAAUUUCCUUGCUCUCCUCAUCGACUCUCUCCUGAUUGCAAGAGUUCUUCGCCCCUGGAGCCGUCAUUGCCAGUCGUCCAGUUCCCGCUUUCUCCCCCCACGUAUAUUCAGCGCCUGGAGGACCUCAACGAGGUAUUACGAUUUCCGCGUCCACGCCGAGUUGUUCGUUCCCCUGUGCUUGACCACUUUCAGGAAUUUGGCUCCCAAGAGAACACCAGAUUACCAUCCGCAGACUCUCGUGUUUUUGGGACCCCUUCUACCGUUGACAUUCCGGCUCCUCCAAACACAACUCCUGUCUCUCACAGGCAGACCAAGUCCCCUGUCAAAUCGUCCAAGCCUAAGCGACGCUCGAAGAGAAGGCCUCCGCAUUUUCGCUCGAAGCUUUAG